AUCAUCUGCCUUUGAGCCAUCAAGAUGCCUCUGUCUUCUCUUCCAGCAACUAUUUUAUCUCAUAUGAUAGCUGUAAACAAUGUGCCUCCUCCUCCACUUCGCAGUUUACCAAGGUUGAAAAUGUCUAAGUACAUUGAUUAUGGUCAGUUGAAUGAAUUGUGCCAUAAGAGAGAACUACAAUCUAGCCAGAGUUCUUACAAUAUCCUGUCAGCUCACGAUAUGUUUAUAAAGCAAUAUCCAAAAAUAUUUCUGAAGAAAAAAACCAGACUGCCUAACAUCUUCAAACAGGAGGAAAAAAG
Molecule: messenger RNA, 299 nt
Organism: Hyaena hyaena (striped hyena)
Lineage: Eukaryota; Metazoa; Chordata; Mammalia; Carnivora; Hyaenidae
Product: cyclic nucleotide-binding domain-containing protein 1-like
Exons: 3
Source: RefSeq, a predicted model, not a curated record